This is a messenger RNA of Coniosporium apollinis CBS 100218, 2139 nucleotides long. RefSeq lists its product as uncharacterized. Bases 1 to 2139 code for a protein of 712 amino acids. The record is from RefSeq and is a predicted model, not a curated record. Gene Ontology annotation, molecular function: carboxypeptidase activity. The transcript has 4 exons. NCBI's taxonomy places the organism in Eukaryota, Fungi, Ascomycota, Dothideomycetes.
AUGAAGUCCGCCUUUACAUUUGCGUUAGCCUUCGGGACGACGGUGUACGCUUGUCAGCGGGACCACUCCGCCCUGGGCCACUCCCAACACGCAUCUCGUCGGCUGUCGAGGCGUCAGGCAGCUUUCCCGCCUACUCUGACCGAGCAAGAGUCAAUUCUUGCCAAUUCCUUCGACAACAACACGAUCAGCGAUUGGUCCUACUACUACACCCACGGAGAUCACGUCGCUGGCCGUAACCGAAGCCAGGCGCAGUGGACCGCAGACCGGUGGUCUGAGAACGGCUUUACAUCUUCUUUGGCAGAGUAUCACGUCUACCUAAAUUAUCCCGUGUCCAAGUCCAUCACUCUCUCGUACCCGAACGGCAGCAGCUACACUCCGUCUCUGGAAGAAGAUGUGUUACCGGAAGACGAGACAACCGGCUAUCCAAACCGAAUCCCCACCUUCCAUGGCUACUCGUUCACCGGCAACGCUACGGCAGAGUACGUCUACGUCGGUCGUGGGCAGCAGGUCGACUUUGAGCGCCUAGUAGAGCUCGGUGUGCCGCUCGAGGGGAGGAUUGCCCUCGCGAAGUACGGCGGGCCUUUCCGAGGGUUGAAAGUCAAGAAUGCCCAGAACUAUGGUAUGAUAGGAGCGAUCAUCUUCACAGAUCCCGGCGACGAUGGCAACGUGACCGAAGCGAACGGCUAUGCCGCCUAUCCAGAUGGACCAGCGCGGAACCCGAGCUCUGUUCAGCGAGGGUCGGUCCAGUUUCUGUCCACAUAUCCCGGCGAUCCUACAACACCGGGCUAUCCAUCAAAGGAAGAUUCACCGCGGGCAGACAAGGGCGUUGUGACCCCGUCCAUCCCUUCGAUCCCUAUCUCCUACGAAGAAGUCAUUCCCCUCCUUGCGGCACUAGACGGCUACGGCACGCCCGGGAACCAGGUCAACCGCACUCGCUGGGUAGGUGGGCUCAACGUCACCUACAGCACCGGCCCAGCACCCGGAGCUGUCAUCUCGAUGUCGAACGUAAUGGAGGACGCGUACACGCCUAUCUGGAACGCGGUCGGAGUGAUAAACGGCACGAGCCAAGAUGAGGUCCUCAUCAUCGGCAACCAUCGUGAUGCCUGGCUGAUUGGAGGCGCUGCUGAUCCCAACUCCGGCAGCGCUAUCAUGAUUGAGCUCUCGAAGGCCUUUGGCAGACUGAUCGAGACCGGGUGGCAGCCCAAGCGGACUAUUGUGCUCGCUUCGUGGGAUGCUGAAGAAUACGGACUUGUGGGAUCUACAGAGUGGAUGGAGGAGUACAUUCCCUGGCUCACAGGAAGCGCGGUGGCCUAUCUCAACAUCGACGUGGGCUGCUCCGGACCGCGGCCGUCGCUAAGUGCUACCGGAGAUUUGCACACGAUUGCGGUCGAGACGAUGCGCAAAGUCAUAUUCCCGCAGGGCGAAGCGAUGAAUGAAACCCUGUUUGACGUCUGGUUCGCUGAGACACAAGGCGUAGUAGGCGUGCUUGGUUCCGGCUCCGACUACACCAGCUUCCUGCACAGAGGCAUCAGCUCCCUUGAUGUAGGGAGUGAUGCAGGACCGGACGAUCCUGUAUAUCACUACCAUUCUAAUUACGACAGCUACCACUGGAUGGUGACCUACGGCGAUCCUGGAUUCCGCGUCCACACGGCAAUGGGCCAGUACUUGACCCUCCUAGCUUAUCAUCUUUCUACCGACGACCUCCUCCCUUUCGACAUCCCCAACUACGCCGAGCAGAUGCAGCUAUACUACGACCAGCUACUCGCCGUCAUCAACUCCACCUCUUCGCAGCUCGACACGAGCGAGCUCCUCGCCGCCAUCGACGUCUUCGAGACACGCGCCGCGGAGGUGGUGGCGCUGCAAGGGCAAGCUCAAGCCACCGGUGACGCGGCACUGCUUGAGGUCGUGAAUCGGAAGUACAAGGACUUCUCGCGCGGCUUCACCAGCCAGGGGGGGCUGCCGGACAGGGAGUUCUUCCAGCAUGUCUUGUUUGCGCCGGGAUUGGAUACUGGGUACGCGCCUGUUACGUAUCCUGGCAUCACGGAGGCGCUGCAGGCGGGAAAUGUGACACUUGCUGCGGAAUGGGUGACCAAGACUGCGAAUGGGAUUUUGGUUGCCGCCAAUAUCCUGAAGACGUGA